UAAAUAACAAUGAAACUUCUCUUAUUACUUCUUCUGUUAAAGAGCAUUCUUGCCAUGACUUACAUUAAGAAUAAUGAACAAUGUAAUCAAUGAGCAAGAAAUUCAGAAUCAAGGGUGUGUACUGUAUUUCCUACAUAUGAUGCAUGAUGCCAACCAGAAGAUCAAAAUACUUGUAAAUAUAACUGGGAUUAUUAUUGUGGAGCAGAAACACAUUAUAUAGCCUCUGGAAAAGCAAGAUAUCUCCGCUGUCCGCCCCAUUUACAAUGAGGAAAGACAGAAUUUAGCAUUGAUAAUGAGAAGACUAUAAAUUUGAGAGCUAAAUCUCUUCCUUCUCAAGGAUCAUGCGCUUACAAUAUAUACGUAAAUACUUACGACAUUACCAACUUUGAGUUAAAAAAUCCAGAAUUCUCAGGAGUAGAGGUCCACAUAUUCUCUUCUGGUUGGAGCUCUGUUAAAUCAGAUUUAGUUUAUAAAGGAGAAUAUGAUCAGCUAGACGGAGAUUCCUCAACAAAGAAGCUCAAUGUUGAGGCACUUUCUCAUAUUUUUAUACUUGUAUUACCUUCAUCAGAAAACAAUGGAGAAUUUAGUUUGGACUUUAAAUCCAAUAAUAAAGAAGGUUCUCAUUUCAACAACAACUAUCUUAUAACUCUCAUUUGUAUCCCAACUUUGCUGUUAUUAUUCGGUGUCUGUUGGUGGCAAGAGAUUAGAGAAAAUAUCAAAAAGAGAAAAGAAAACGAAAAUGAGUCUAGCGAGAGCCAAGAGUCAAUUAUUCAAGAUGGAAUCCCAAUCAACCCAGAAGGCCAACAAGUCUAUCAUCCUUUCGAAAGGAAGGACAUCGGAGAAGGCAUGAUCGCUUAAGCCCCCUAUCAAGCCUAUAAUUCCUAUACUAACACCCCAUUCUCC
Moneuplotes crassus is the source of this 903-nucleotide messenger RNA. The record is from the annotation of a GenBank genome assembly. NCBI's taxonomy places the organism in Eukaryota, Ciliophora, Spirotrichea, Euplotida, Euplotidae.